This is a messenger RNA of Carassius auratus (goldfish), 5085 nucleotides long. RefSeq names its product FH2 domain containing 1 (gene fhdc1). The coding region runs from base 1157 to 4576 and encodes 1139 amino acids. The record is from RefSeq and is a predicted model, not a curated record. The transcript has 12 exons. Lineage: Eukaryota; Metazoa; Chordata; Actinopteri; Cypriniformes; Cyprinidae.
UCUAUGCAGGCUAUAUAAAGAUGUAUUCCCACAGUCGCCUCAGGGACAUUAAGGGAUUAUUUGAAAAGAGUUAUGCAAAUACAUAUUUGUAUCUAAAUAAUAAAUAAAUAAAUGAACGAAUUCUUCACAUGAAUCGAAGACCCAAAUACAGGAAUAGGUAAAAAAAAAACAAAGAAAAAAAAGUCUCUUAGAGACUAAACGUGCUCCCUUUCAUUUUGUUUCCCUGAAAAGCAAAAUGCAUGCAAAUUACUACAGCCCAGCCACUGGAUUUGGAAAAAAAGGUUAAUGAGAUGCGUUCUCAAUACAGUAGGCUAUUUGAGAAUUAUUUGAGACCCUAACAUUACUAUUUGUAUCUGGACAAUUCUCCAUCAUCUCCAUGGUUGCCAAAUAUACCUGCUUAUGUUUAAUAAACAGCCAGCGACGCCGUAUGAAAAUAUUAAUAUUUGUGCCUGAGUAGUGUCAUGUUACAGUCGUCACCAGCUGGUGACACAGCCUCACACUCUCCAGCGGUCCCAAAUAUUCACCUGAGCGAGUCACAGUGCGCACUGCGCAUGUGCUGUAGCUCUGCACACCACACACGCGCAUGCGUAGUGUGUCCUCUGGCUGUAAUGCACUGCAUCUUUGAGCGUCGCUGCAGCGCUGGACGCGCAGAAUGUCGGUUGUGCCGACACACACCUACCCUCGGAUACACGCACCUGCCGCAACAGGGAAAAAAACUACUACAUCUUUCCCUUAGAUUCUACACGUUCCAAGGGUUUGACCUCUGACCACACCACGGUGGGCAAAAUCUUGAAAACAACAACUCUGCAUUAUGAGACUAGGUAGAAGAAGUGAAGACAAAAUAUGUGAGACUGGCCUAAAGGGAUUGCGAAACACCUGUGUCCAUCAUUUGUCAUUAUUGCUAGAUCAAUGAGACAGUUGACAGUUUGGUGAAAACAUUCAUUUCUUAAUUCUUUGCACUAAAUUCUGACUUAGAAUCAUCUCCGCACAUAUUCUGCUAGAGGAAAGACUCAUUAAUUACCCGGCUGUCAGUUGUAUAAGUGACUAUGCAUAAGAAAGACCUUGGGACUGUCCCAGUUUGUUAGGUGUUGUGGGAAACAGGGCAAGAUUUCCCCUCACAGCCUGGCCCUCCAGGACUGCUGUCAUUGCUAAUGUAAUGUUUGUCAUGGCAAGUGUGACUGCUGCGGAGGAGUCGGCAAGUGACUGUACCACACCAGUAGUAAAUCCACUGCCAUUUGAACCCUCUACAACCUCCUCAAAUGACCCUAGUCAUGGACAUGAUAGCACUUCCUGCCCUCCAGCAGUACCUCCGCCACCUCCUCUACCUCCUCCACCACCACCUCCAGGCCAUCCUCAUGCUUCACGCAAGAAACGACGAGUACGGAGCUUCUUCUGGAAAACCAUUCCUGAAGAGAAGGUUCGGGGGAAACCGAAUAUUUGGACUCUAGCAGUAAGACAGCAGCAGUAUCAAAUUGAUGUGAGGACAGUGGAGGAGCUCUUCGGCCAGCAAGAGGAGGUUCGGACCCAGACAAGCAGUGGACAUCCUCGUGCUGGAAGAUCCAGAGGUUCAUUUAAAGAGAGCAAGGAUGAGAUCAGCAUCUUAGACUCCAAGAGAGGAAUGAACAUUGGAAUUUUCCUCAAACAGUUCAAGAAGUCCAAUCAUGCAAUAGUAGAAGACAUUCGUCUGGGCAACAGUAAGCAAUAUGGAGCUGAAACGCUGAAAGAACUUCUCAAACUUCUGCCUGAAGCAGAGGAGGUGAAGAGACUGAAGGAAUUCAAAGGAGACCCAAAUAAGCUGACGCUGGUUGAUUCCUUCAUGUUCCUGCUGAUUCAAGUGCCACGCUUUGAUGUGCGUAUUGAGGCCAUGGUACUUCAGGAAGAGUUCCUUCCAUCCUGUACAGUCAUGAGUCGUGAGAUUAACAUUGUGCGCCAGGCUACUGAAGAACUAAUGACUUGUGAAGAGCUCCAUGCCAUUCUACAUUUGGUUCUCCAAGCAGGAAAUAUCAUGAAUGCAGGUGGCUAUGCAGGCAAUGCUGUGGGCUUCAAACUGUCUUCACUUCUCUCUCUGGCUGACACGAAGGCAAACAAGCCUGGCAUGAACCUGCUCCAUUUUGUUGCCCUAGAAGCACAGAAAAAGGACGAGGCCCUCUUGAAGUUCCCAGAGAAGCUAACGCAUGUUCAGAGUGCAGUCAGAAUUUCAGUAGAAAAUAUAGAAGGAGAGUUUUCCUCUCUGUAUGUCAAAACGCGUUCCUUGGAACAAAAAAUUCAGGAUGACGUUGAGCUGCAAAAGCAGCUAGAUCCAUUUUUGCAGAGCUCUACACAAGCCUUGCAGGACCUCAAACAUCGCAGGCUGGACUUGCGCAAAGAGGGUAAUGCCCUCAUUGACUUCUUCUGUGAAGACAAAGACACUUUCAAACUGGAUGAGUGCUUUAGAAUUUUCCAAGAUUUCUGCCUAAAGUUCAAAAAAGCUGUAAAGGACAACCGGGACAGGGAACUGAAGGAGGAAGCUAGACAGCGUCGCUUACGGGAACUGGAGGAGAGACGGUGUGCCUGGGGUGCAGCCAAUAAUGAGGCAGGUGGUUUUGGUCGCAGCAGCAGCGAAAAUGAUGUUGACAUCCUAACCAAAGAAGGCCUCCUGGACUUCCUGCUUCAAUCGAGACCUCAAAGCCCCCACAGUCCUUUGGGGCGCUCAGCUAGUGCCCGACGUUACCAUCACACAGAGCUGAUAUCUGGGUCUUCAGCAAGUGACUAUACAAAAUUCAGCAGCCUGCCACGUCCAAGCAGGAACCACCAGCGAAAAACAUUGCCAUGGCUUGUCUUACAGGAUGAUAAUAGAGAGUUGGGUCCACAGAGUCAGGUUUACCAAGAGAAGCUGGCAACUUCACCAAGGGCUGAGACUGAACCCAUCAGUCCUUUAGCUAGAUACUCAAGUUUUGGCUACAACAUGAACAAUGAUCCCUACAAUAAUAAUAAUUACACUUCUCUAUCUGAAGGUGGAUUUACACCUCAAUUAAGUAAUGCAAAGCAUGUCUUUCAGGGCACAUCUGGUCAAAGUGUUGGACACAUGAGUGUUUCUGUGGAGAAACACAAACUAGUUACUGGUCUUCAGCCCUUUGAGAUAACCAGCCAGAUCAAAAAUAACAGUCAUGCUUUUGUGCACAACCAGCAUGAAGUGUUUGUAACAGAUCUGGAAAGGGAAGAAAACUCUCCUCAAGCAUUUGUCCUUGAUACACCCCCAUCUAGCAGGAGUUCAGAGGAACCAGAAAAAAUAUCACAGAGGGAGGAAGCAGACACAAGUACCUUUUCCUCAACAACUUGUGACACCCCGUUGCCCCUGGAUCCCUCUGUGUCCAGUAAGAAACCUGUGUUGUAUGUCAUGGACUGCACUGAAACCGAUUGUUCCAUUGUGCUGGACUGUUCUGAGAUAGAGAGUUCUCCUAUCAUACAAGAAAGAUCUGAACUUGACCCAAAGUCACAGGAUGCCAACUUUCCAAGAGUUAUUCAGGACACCAAUUCCCUUUCCUCCAAUUUUGAGUCCACCGAUUGUCACAUUGUGUCCACGUCAAGUGAUGAACCACUUGCCGGAAGGAUCACUCAAGCUAGUCCAGAAUCAGUCAGUCCAUCUGUUACUACUGAAGAAGCAGAGACAGGUAGCUGUGACACAGCUGAAGGGCGAAGAGUUGGCAAGAAAGCAGUCAAGACCGGUAGCACCAAAACAACACUUGUCAAAACCAAGACAACAUCCAAAGUAAUUGCUCAUGCCAGUCAUCCGACAAGAACCCUCACAGCAACUGAGACUCAGAACAUGCGCAAGGUGGUGCCCAUUACAAGGCAGAAUCGCUCUAGUAGCAGCAUGAAGAAAGUCGAAAAACCUUCUGGACAUGAGAACAUUGAACCCAGACGUCCACAUCGUGACCAAAGCAUGCCAGUCAGGAGAGGCGAGAGGCAAGGUAGACCAGCGCGACAUUCAAGCCUCCCUCCAGAGGAUCCCAGGGCACAACGAGGAGCGACACCAAGCAGCUCUCGGUGGGCAAGGGAUUCGACUCAACACAGACCCUCCAUCAAGAAAACAAAUCCUAAACCUGUUCGUAACAUUUCAAAACCAGCACCAGAAGAAAAGAUGUGUCGUUCUACAAUGCGUGCCUUGGCCAAAGCUCAGGCCCAAGGAACUUCAGAAGUUGGAACACCUGACAGUCCCAACAACACAAUGAAAAGUUCUUCGCCUUUGCCUAGCUUUGCUCGCAACACUGUGGCAUCUUCUUCCAGAUCUAAAAAAGACAUGCCUUCACCAGCUGUAACAGGAACACCAUCAAAGAGCUUAGCCAGAGCUAGCUCUCAGAAAUUGCCUGGUGGUAGAACGGACUCUGUCAGUAGCGGACCUUUGCCGAGGAGCGAGGAUAAACUAGGGGGGUCUAUUAGGAGGGUUCAGAGUGUAAGGGCUUCUAGUCGAAGCAGUGACACACCUCCCCCGCAGUCUGGACGAGAGCACUCCCUUAAAAGUAGCAGUUUCUCAGAGAGAUCCACACAGAUUAGAGACUCCAUCUCGAGCAGGACCAACAAACCCACAUGGAAGUAGAGUUACACUGUGGCUCUAAAAGCAACAUUAAACAUGGAUGGUCACAUUUUUUUGCAUAUAGUGGAAUUACUAGAGACACAAAAGCCUCUUAAAUUGUUCUGAAUGUAUCUACAGCCUUUAAAAUGUAGCUGAAGUUGUAUCACUGGAUGCUCAGUAACAGCUUCAAGAAUAAUAUGAGCUACUUUUGACAGCACAUUUAGUAGCACUUCCACAUCCACACAAGGAUGGUUUUGAUGGCCUUUUUCCAUAUAGCUGAAACAUUAUCAACUGUCACAGAAAACACAUCAAUCACAAAUUGUAAUAGUGUUAGAUUAACCCUAUAUUUUAUUAUCUAUGUAUUAUGUCUACAAAGAUCUUGUGAGCUGUUCUUACAAAUUGUGAGAACAAAUAAAAUAGAAGACAAUUUGUCAUAUAUACAUAUGCUUGCUUUGUUAUUUUAUAUGUGUACUAAAUGUAAAUGUAGUACUGUUUACUAGGGUAAUAUUUCCAUUAAAACAGCUUCAUGAACA